Messenger RNA from Penicillium alfredii, 1320 nucleotides. Its product is annotated as actin-related protein 3. Gene Ontology annotation, biological process: Arp2/3 complex-mediated actin nucleation. Gene Ontology annotation, molecular function: actin filament binding. The transcript is spliced from 4 exons. The record is from RefSeq and is a predicted model, not a curated record. The coding region runs from base 1 to 1320 and encodes 439 amino acids. NCBI's taxonomy places the organism in Eukaryota, Fungi, Ascomycota, Eurotiomycetes, Eurotiales, Aspergillaceae. Gene Ontology annotation, cellular component: actin cortical patch; Arp2/3 protein complex.
AUGGCGCCCCAAACACCAGCCGUUGUCAUGGACAACGGUACUGGUUACUCCAAGCUUGGAUUCGCCGGUAACGACUCCCCCUCAUUCGUCUUUCCCACUGCAAUUGCGACUAAAGCCGGUGCUGGGAGCGCUGGGAGCUCCGCGGGUGCCCGGCCGUCAGUUGCGAACAAACCGUCGUUCCUGGCCAGUGGAGGUGGGGCCAGCUCCCACCUGUCCGCGAAGCGUGGCACGGAGGACCUGGAUUUCUUUAUUGGCGAUGAGGCCCUGGCAGCGGGCAGUGGUCCGGGCUAUGGUGUCAACUAUCCGAUUCGGCAUGGACAGAUCGAGAACUGGGAUUACAUGGAGCGUUUCUGGUCCAACUCGAUCUUCAAGUACCUGCGCGUGGAGCCCGAGGACCACUACUUUUUACUCACCGAACCUCCGCUGAACCCACCCGAGAACCGUGAAAAUACCGCCGAGAUCAUGUUCGAGUCGUUCAACUGUGCCGGUCUAUACAUUGCCGUGCAGGCUGUGCUUGCCCUUGCUGCAUCAUGGACAUCCUCCAAGGUGACCGACCGAUCGCUGACAGGAACGGUGAUUGACUCGGGUGACGGUGUUACCCAUGUCAUCCCCGUAGCCGAGGGCUACGUCAUCGGGUCCUCCAUCAAGAGUAUACCGAUUGCUGGGCGAGAUAUCACGUAUUUCGUGCAGAGCUUGCUGCGUGACCGCGGCGAGCCAGACAGCAGCUUGAAAACGGCAGAGAAGGUCAAGGAAGAAUACUGCUACGUGAGCCCGGAUAUUGUCAAGGAAUUCGCGCGCUACGACCGUGAACCCGACCGCUUCCUGAACCACACCGUGACUUCGCCGAACGGGCGAAGCGUCACCGUUGAUAUUGGAUACGAACGCUUCCUCGCCCCGGAGAUCUUCUUCAACCCCGAAAUUUACUCGUCCGACUUCCUGACCCCGCUGCCCAACGUCGUCGACGGCGUCAUUCAAUCCUCGCCCAUUGACGUUCGAAGAGGUCUGUACAAGAACAUUGUCUUGUCCGGUGGCUCCACUCUCUACAAGGACUUUGGCCGUCGUCUACAGCGUGAUAUCCGCCACCUGGUGGAUGCCCGUAUUCGCGCGUCGGAGGCUCGCAGCGGUGGCGCCCGAAGCGGCGGUCUCGACGUCGCCGUCGUCACGCACAAGCGCCAGCGACACGGUCCCUGGUUCGGAGGUAGUUUGCUGGGUCAGACGCCCGAGUUCCGGAGCUACUGCCACACCAAGGCGGAGUACGAUGAGAUUGGCCCCAGCAUUGUGCGCCGGUUUGCGCUGCUCGGUGGGCCGGGGAGCUCGUAA